Entrophospora sp. SA101 is the source of this 712-nucleotide messenger RNA. The record is from the annotation of a GenBank genome assembly. NCBI's taxonomy places the organism in Eukaryota, Fungi, Glomeromycota, Glomeromycetes, Entrophosporales, Entrophosporaceae.
AUGACCACUACAUCUGAACUUAUAGAUGGAUUAUUUGAUUUAACCAAAUAUCGAGAAAUUCUUGAACCAACUUACAAUGAAAAAAUUAGAAAAUUAAAAGAGAAAAAUAAAAUUAUAACCCAAGAGAAAGAAUUUUAUUUUGAUAAUUUUACUAAAUAUCAAAAAGAAAUUGAACCGAAAUACAAAGAAAAAAUCAAUAGUUUGACUCAAGAUUUAUCUAAUUGCGAAAGAGAAUUGCUUCAAUAUAAAGAAGCCGAGAGAUCUUACAAUGCAAUAAUCAUAGAUUUAAAAGAAAGGCACGAUUAUGAUAAAGAAAGAAUAAAUAACUUGGCAAAUGAUUUAAAACGAUUUAAAGAUUAUGCUGAGGAAAAAACCAUCGAACUUGAAACAGAUGUUCGUAGCAAAGCUGUUAUGAUUGAAGCUAUUGAAAAAUUGAACAGAGAAUUACAGGUUGAAAGUGCCAACAUAAAAAAGGAAGUCUCAUCAUAUCAUUUUUGUUUGAGUGAUAAAAUAUUGACCACACCAUCCUAUUCAACACCAAGUCAAAAUUCAGAUAACAACGAUUGUAGCAAUGAUCCAAAUAAACGUCAACAUUCAGCCAACAACAAGGAUCCAGAUAAUCGUCAAAAUUCAGCUAACAGUAAUCGCAACAAUGAUUCAUAUAAGCGUCAAAGUUCAACUAACAACGAUCGUAGCAAUGAUCCAAAUAAGC